Molecule: messenger RNA, 2107 nt
Organism: Salvia hispanica
Lineage: Eukaryota; Viridiplantae; Streptophyta; Magnoliopsida; Lamiales; Lamiaceae
Product: very-long-chain aldehyde decarbonylase CER1-like
Biological process (GO): lipid biosynthetic process
Molecular function (GO): oxidoreductase activity; iron ion binding
Source: RefSeq, a predicted model, not a curated record
UGAGUCUACACAUUGUCUUUUUUGUUAUAAAGGCAAUGGACGUGAAGAUGUUGAAGCAUUAGAAACCAAGGGAAGGAAAGAAGAAGAAUUAUGGCGUCGAAACCGGGAUUUCUCACCGAGUGGCCAUGGACUUGGCUCGGAGACUUUAAGUAUGUGGUGAUAGCGCCGUGGGCAAUACACUCAACAUACACAUACGUGACGAAGGAUCGAACCGAGAGGGAUAUUGGGCAACUCAUCAUAUUCCCUUUCUUGCUAUCAAGAAUGAUCCACAACCAAUUGUGGAUUUCCUACUCUCGCUAUCGCACGGCCAAGGGGACUAACCGGAUAGUCGAUAAAAACAUUGAGUUUGAGCAGGUCGACCGCGAGAGAAACUGGGAUGAUCAGAUUAUAUUCAAUGGGAUAUUAUUCUACAUUGGAUAUAUAUACAUCAAGGAGGCUCAUAAUCUUCCAUGGUGGCGAACGGACGGUGUGAUUUGGACAAUCCUUCUACAUGCGGGUCCGGUGGAGUUUCUAUACUACUGGCUGCACCGGGCGCUGCAUCACCACUUCUUGUACUCGAGAUAUCAUUCGCACCACCACUCCUCCAUCGCCACCGAGCCCAUCACAUCUGUGAUACAUCCAUUUGGGGAGCACAUAGCCUACUUCGCCCUUUUCGCGAUACCACUGCUGACGACCGUGUUGACGAAGACGGCUUCCUUGCUGUCGUUUGCCGGUUACAUAACCUACAUCGACUUCAUGAACAACAUGGGACACUGCAACUUCGAGCACAUACCCAAACGCCUCUUCUCCGUCUUCCCUCCCCUCAAAUACCUCGUCUACACGCCUUCGUACCACUCCUUGCAUCACACUCAAUUCCGGACCAAUUACUCGCUCUUCAUGCCAUUCUACGACUACGUGUAUGGCACCAUGGACAAGUCCUCUGAUACAUUGUACGAAAGCUCACUAGUUAGAAAGGAGGAGGUGCCUGAUCUGGUGCAUCUCACUCAUCUAACGACGCCAGAAUCCAUAUAUCAUCUGCGCGUUGGAUUCGCAAGCCUGGCCUCCGAGCCUCACAAAUCCAAGUGGUACCUGUGGCUAAUGUGGCCAGUGACUGUAUGGUCCAUGAUGCUCACUUGGAUAUACGGCCGCACAUUUGUUGUCGAGAGAAACGUCUUCAAGAACCUCAAACUGCAAACAUGGGCUGUGCCUAAGUAUAGCAUCCAAUAUUACAUGCAUUGGCAGAAAGAGUGGAUAAACAACCUGAUUGAAGAUGCAAUCCUCGAAGCGGAUGAGAAGGGCGUAAAGGUGCUGAGCCUCGGGUUAUUGAAUCAGGAAGAGGGGCUUAACAGAAAUGGUGAUGUUUUCUUGAGAAAACACCCUCAGCUUAAAGUGAAACUGGUGGAUGGGAGUAGCUUAGCAGUUGCCAUAGUUCUGAACAGCAUUCCGAAAGGAACAACUCAGGUGGUGUUCCGAGGCAAUCCAAACAAGGUUGCAUAUUCCAUCGCGCUCGCCUUAUGCCAAGGGGGGAUACAGGUCUUCACAUUGAACGAGGACGACUACAAGAAGAUCAAAGCUAAGCUCAACAGUGAGGCCGCGAGUAAUCUGAUUCUCUCCAAAAACAGCCCUUCAAAGAUAUGGUUGGUGGGAGACGGGCUAACUGAAACAGAUCAACAAAAGGCGUCGAAAGGAACCAUGUUCAUUCCCUUCUCUCAGUUCCCCCCAAAGAAAACGCGUAAAGAUUGCUUGUAUAACACCACACCAGCAAUGUUGGCUCCAAAGCAUAUUGAGAAUCUUGACUCUUGUGAAAACUGGCUGCCGAGGAGAGUGAUGAGCGCGUGGCGUGUGGCAGGAAUCGUGCAUGCUGCAGAGGAAUGGAAUGUGCAUGAGUGUGGCAAUGUGAUGUUCAAUAUUGAGAAGAUUUGGAAGGCCAGUCUUGAGCAUGGAUUCCGUCCCCUCACCGCGUCUGCUGAAUCAAACCUCAACAACUAGGUUGCAUUCUUCGAUUUCGAAAAAAGUGAAAUGUGGUAUAUAUGUUGCAGCCUAAAUUUUACAGUUACAAAAAUGCUCAAAUGUCUAAUCUUGAACAUUUAAUUUAUCCAUUCUAUAUCAAAGAAAACUUUGGAGUGUU